Molecule: messenger RNA, 981 nt
Organism: Adineta steineri
Lineage: Eukaryota; Metazoa; Rotifera; Eurotatoria; Adinetida; Adinetidae
Source: the annotation of a GenBank genome assembly
AUGAGUACCGGACGAUAUUAUCACACAGCAUCCACAUUAGCAAAUGGAUUAGUAUUAGUUACUGGUGGAAAGAAUAAUGUUGGUGGUAAUCUCAAUAGUGCUGAUUUGUACAAUUCAUCAACAGGUACCUGGACAACUACAGGAAGCAUGAGUACCACACGAUGUUAUCAUACAGCAUCUACAUUAGUAAAUGGAUCGGUAUUAGUUGCUGGUGGAUCCAACACCGGUGGCAAUCUCAAUAGUGCUGAAUUGUACAAUCCAGCAACAGGCACCUGGAUAACUACAGGAAGCAUGAAUACCACACGAUCUUAUCACACAGCUUCUAUAUUAGCAAACGGAUUGUUAUUAGUUGCCGGUGGAUUAAACAGUGGUUAUCUCAGCAGUGCUGAAUUGUACAAUCCAUCAAAUGGCACUUGGACAACUACAGGAAACAUGAGUACCGCACGAGCGCACCACACAGCAUCCACAUUAGCAAACGGAUCGUUAUUAGUUACCGGUGGAUUCAACGGUAUUUAUCUGAAUAGUGCUGAAUUGUACAAUCCAUCAACAGGCACUUGGACAACCACAGGAAGCAUGAAUUUCAUACGAGGAUAUCACACAGCAUCCACAUUAGCAAAUGGAUCAGUAUUAGUUGCAGGUGGAUAUAACAAUAGUGCUUAUCUCAAUAAUGCUGAAUUUUACAAUCCAUCAACAGGCACUUGGACAACUACAGGAAGCAUGAGUACCACACGAUGUUAUCAUACAACAUCUACAUUAGUAAAUGGAUUGGUAUUAGUUGCUGGUGGAUACAACACCGGUGGCAAUCUCAAUAGUGCUGAAUUGUACAAUCCGUCAACAGGCACUUGGACAACCACAGCCAACAUGAGUGCCUUGCGAGGACAGCACACAGCAUCCAUAUUAGCAAAUGGAAAAGUAUUAGUUACUGGUGGAAGUGGUAGUAGUAAUACUAGUGGUGUUGUCAAUAGUACUGAGCUUUAUUAA